AUGCUGGCACACCACUGCUCAACCCAGGAUAUGAAGAUACUUGGCCUUGUAGCUUUUCUUUUUUUACUUGGGCCGAUUGUUUGCCAGAACAACCGCCAGAACAAUGUCAAGACUGGUGGCAAGUCUACCAAAAAGUCUGAUGGAACGCAAGCAGCAGAUGUGAACCAGUCCUCUGCAGAAGGUGGUGCAGCUGUGACAGGCUCCAGCAGAAAUCGAGGUGGUGGGAACAGAGGAGCUUCAGUUGCUCCUGCUGGUGCUGGCAGCACCAGGACACCUGGACAACAGCCAGAGGAGAUGAGACUACACUUCCUUAAAAACACACAAGUCACAUGCAACGAUGGAACAGCCGCAGGGUUUUACCUUAGAGAGGUAAGAGGGAGCCGCCGAUGGCUGUUAUUUCUGGAAGGAGGCUGGUGCUGCUACAGCAAAGAGACCUGUGAUUUCAGGUACCAAAAUAUCCCACGGCUGAUGAGCUCAUCAGGGUGGUCCCAAACAAAGACAGGGAGUGGCAUAUUGUCUUUUCAGGCUGAAGAAAAUCCACAUUGGCAUAAUGCUAACAUUGUAUUUAUCCCAUAUUGUUCGAGUGAUGUGUGGAGUGGGACAGGAUCUGCACCAAGCCCACCUUCUAGACCAAGAGGCAGAGAUAAAGACCACAAUGCAAAUACAACUGAAUACACCUUCAUGGGAUCCUUGAUCAUCCGUGAGGUCAUCAAAGACUUGAUUCCUAAAGGAAUAAAGCAGGCCAAGGUUGUUAUGCUGACCGGUGCAAGUGCUGGAGGUACUGGAGUCUUACUGAACAUUGAUCGAGUGGCUGGUCAGCUGGAGCAGCUGGGGGCAGAGGCACAGGUCCGCGGCUUGGUGGAUUCAGGCUGGUUUCUUGAAAGUAAACAGCAAAGAUCUCCAAACUGUCCUGAAACCAUUUCAUGCUCCCCUGAAGAUGCCAUAAAGAUGGGACUCAAAUUGUGGAAUGGAAUUGUCCCAAAUAGAUGCCGGCAGCUUUAUAAAAAAGGAGAAGAAUGGCAGUGCUUCUUUGGCCAUAAACUAUACUCUACAAUGACAUCUCCACUGUUUGUGGUGCAGUGGCUUUUUGACGAAGAGCAGCUGAGAGUGGAGAACAUUUAUAUGGGGAGCCAGCGGAUGACUCAGGAGCAAUGGCAGUACAUACAAAACCUGGGACGGGAGCUGAAAACAUCUCUCAGUGAUGUUACGGCUGUGUUUUCCCCGUCCUGCCUUUCACAUACAAUGCUUACCAAAAGUAACUGGUUGACUUUCCAAGUUAAAGGCACUUCUCUGCCACGGGCCUUGCAAUGUUGGGACAAGAAUCUGGAGGCAGCACGAAACAAUAGGACCCCUGCCAGAGGUUGCCCGUUCCACUUAGUGGACACCUGCCAGUGGCCCCAGUGCAACCCCACCUGCCCUGUCUUGGUGGACCAGGCGACCCAGCAGGAGCUCACGCUGCUGCAGCUGUUAGCAGCAAUGGGCCUGGACCUCCAGAGUCUGGGGAUAGAUCCACAAGAAGGGGUGGAUUCUUUGGUUAGCCCGAUAAGCAAUGGGGGUUAA
This is a messenger RNA of Knipowitschia caucasica, 1560 nucleotides long. The record is from the annotation of a GenBank genome assembly. NCBI's taxonomy places the organism in Eukaryota, Metazoa, Chordata, Actinopteri, Gobiiformes, Gobiidae.